Messenger RNA from Rotaria socialis, 3183 nucleotides. The record is from the annotation of a GenBank genome assembly. NCBI's taxonomy places the organism in Eukaryota, Metazoa, Rotifera, Eurotatoria, Philodinida, Philodinidae.
AUGUUGUCACGAGUUACGCUAUGGCGACGUAGAAAGCGUAUUAAAGAAAUUCGUAGUCAAAUGAUAGCAAAUAAAUGUUCAUUUUUAGAUGAAGAAUCUCUUGAACUGGCAUCAUCGUCAAUCUCAAAUAGUAUUAGCGCGAAGGGUUUUCCUGAUAAUGAAGCACGACCAAUCAAUGACUGUGAAUAUCAAUUCAGCCAUACUAUAUCUGAUCCAGAUUCUAAUAUAUCAAAGACAACUGAUGAAGCAGAGUGUGUACCAGAUUUUAAUGAAGAUCAAAUGUGGAUUGACGAUAAUGUGAAAGAGAGUGAUCCAUGGAUGAAUUUAACGAUUGAGCCCGUGUUUCAAUAUCCUGUUAUGGAGAAUCAAGAAUUGUUUGUUAAUAUGACUCGGGAUCCAGUGGAAAAGGAAAUUGCAGCAGCACUUGUUCUAUUAAAAGUACGUCAUCGAAUAUCAACUAAAGGCAUGGACGAUAUAUGCAAACUCCUGAAAAUUUUAAAAACACCAAAUGCUCCACUAAACUUUUCUCGAAUUAAACGACUGUUUUUUAGAAAUUCCUCACCAGCACUUUCAUCAUCGAUAAGUUUUAUAUGUUCGGCUUGCUGUGAUGCAUCAACGUCAUCAAAUCAUUGUAACAACAUCAAUUGUUCACAGCAUGCUUCAUACCAAACUCCUCCACUACAAUAUUUUAAAUUAUCUAUACUGCAACAACUGAGAGAAAUUCUUGCUUGCGAGCAAGAUUUAAAUUUUGAACAUCAAAAACAGCCAUCGUUGAAUUCCGAUUUACUCAACGAUAUUUAUGAUGGAGAUAAGUAUCAACACAUUAUUAAAAAUGAGAUAGGCAAUAGAUUUUUAACUCUGGUUAUGAAUGCUGAUGGUGUUCAAGUAUCGAAAGAUGCUAGUUUAUCUCUUUGGAUUAUAACGUUUGCAAUAAAUGAAAUAAAACGAAGUGAACGGUUUAAAUUGAAAAAUAUAAUAAUAGGUGGUAUUGUUUCAUGCCCAUCGAAACCAACUCGUAAUCAUAUGCGAAAAAUUUUUGCACCAAUUAUUCAAGAACUUCUAAUACUCGAAAGAGGAGAAACCUUUGAAGUUAAAAGUUUAAACGAAAAUCCAUUUAUUUGUCUUAAAACAUACUUGAUUGCGUGUUGUGCUGACAAACCAGCUCAAAGCUUGGUGCAAAGCAUAAGCGAACCAAUCGGAGCAUACGGUUGCGGAAGAUGCGAAAUAGAAGGAAUAACUGUGCCCAUCAAGCCAAAUUCGAAGAAAAAAAUUCGUGUUUUUCCUCUUGUUACUGCUCACCAACAACAACCUCGUUUACGAACCAAUGAAACAUAUGAUGAAUUUAUGAAGAUUUAUGCACAAGAACGUUUCAAGGACACCAAUGAAAUGCGUGAUCGAUUACGAGGUCAUAUAGGUCCAUGCUCACUUCGUGAUCUUACUUAUUUCGACGUUGGUACAAGUUUUUUAUCUGAUUCGUUACAUAACGUUUAUCAUGGAGUAAUGAAACGCUUAUUUCGUCUUUGGUUUGAUAAAAAAUAUCGAACACAACCUUGGAGUAUUCGUUCAAAGUUAAAGGUGAUUAGUCAUUUUCUUACUGAAGUAAAAUAUCCAUCCACAUCAACACGUAUUCCUCGACACAUAGAAAAAUACGAAAAAUAUAAAGCCAAUGAAGAAAGAAGUGUUUUAUUGCUUGGAUUUUCAGCUUUUUGUUCUGCUUUGCCACUUAAAUAUGCAAGACAUUUUUUAUUGCUUGUUGUGGCAAUGCAUAUAGCUGAAUCUCGAUCUAUUCAACGUGAACAAAUAAAAGAUAUCAGUCUUAUGCUUAAUCGGUUCUUACAGUUAUUUCCAAUUCUUUAUUCACCACGACAAAAUUCUCAAGCUGUGCACAGUUUGCAUCAUAUUGCCACAAGUGUAUUAGAAUAUGGUGCAUUAAGCAAUUACUCCACAUUCAAUUUCGAAAAUAUUUUAGGUCUAAUAACUUCAACUGUGCAUUCCACACGUCGACACUCAUGUGAAAUUCAAAAUAAUCUAAGAUUACUUCGCUUGGCAUCCAUUGAACUCGACCAUGCUUCAUUCAAUCGCAAUUUAAAACAAUUUAUCAAUGCUUGUCAGUCAUCGAAACGUUCGGUUGUUUUGAUCACAAUGAAUGAAAGUCAAACAGUUCAUUUUCGACGAGAAGAUACAAAUAAAGUCAUCCUUAUGGAACUACAACAUCUGCUGCGUCAACAUGAAAUCAAGUUGUUCAAUAUUUGCUACAUUCUUACAAACCGCUUUACUGUAAUGGACUAUCGUUCUUCUGGUCAAAAAAAUGAUAGCUGCUUAUUAUUUUUACAGGCCGGUAAACCUUGCAUUGGAUUCAUACAAAAUAUUAUUCAAGUCCAUCGUACUGAAUUGAUUUUACGAGUGUGUAAAGUGAAAAUACGAGAUCAACUAUGCCUUAAUUUCGACAACAAUAGAUUAUCAUGUCCCAAUAUAUUUUAUGGUAGUAUCGAUAUGCAAGACAAUAUUAUUUUUAUCAAAGCAAAUGCAAUCCUAGAAAAGAUUGUACAUUCGAAUAUCUUAUAUACAUUAUCAUUAGGUAGCUCAUUAUUAACUUCAUUGAUUUCUCGAUUUGGUGGUUUAUUGGAAGAAUUAGAUGUAAUUAUUGAUAAAUCAAUUCCACAAAAGAGUUCAUCGGAACUUUAUCGUGAUCAAAUAUUCAUUUAUUCACCGUUUCUCGAUGGAAAAUGUAAGCUACAUUGGAUCGUGGAAUCAUCAUUACCAUUAGAAAUAAAAAAUGUUCUUUGUGAAAACAUAAAAAACUUGAUUUGUGAUCAUUGUAUAGUGUUUCAGCAUAACAAUUCUUCAACAACAACACCUAGAUUAAAUGCUACUGAUGAUGAUCAAUCAUCAAAAACAGCAACAGCAAAAAUAACACCAAAACGAAAAAGUCUUUUUUCAAAUAUUGAACGUAAAAACAUUAAAAAACAAAAACUCGAUAAUCUUGCAUUUAUUAAGGAUGAAAUUAAUAUUUAUCUGAAUGGUGAUGAAAGCGAUUUGAAUAGAUUUAUUCUAAUUGAUCAAUCAAUUAAAUACAAAGCAUUGAACUACUUGGCAAAGAAGGUAUUCACAGUUCCUGCAACAUCAUCACCUGUUGAAAGAGUUUUCUCUCAAAGUGGCUUUAUAUUUCGACAACAUAGAUAA